UCUGCCUGCAAAGCUCAGCAGCACGGAGGGAGUAAGGGAGCUAGAUCCAGGGAUCUGCAACAGAAACCAUGACAGCCUAAAUACCCUGUGGUGCCAACUCCCAGAUUCUCAUCUAUCACUUUCAGACCCUGACUGGCCACAGAGCAGCAGAAUUUCAACUCCAAUAAACUUGAAUGUGCUUCUAGGAAAAGAAGCCAAGCUAAGGAGGAAGGGGGUUGGAAGAGCUUCUCUUGGGCAUUUGUCAGACUUCUACCUCCUGGCUGUGUGCAAAGAGGGGACUCAACCUCAGCUUCAAGCUCCCGGCUCUGGAUCCUGCCUCUCAGCAGAUCUAGCCAGCAUGAAGGCUGUGCUUCUCCUCCUGUAUGCAGUGGGAACUGCUGCCGCCAUCCCGACAAGUGCAAAGUUUCUCUCUGAUCAUUCCAACCCAACUACCACAACACUGGUGACAUCAGAAGAUGCUACAGUCCCCAUUGUUGGGGUUGAAGCUACAGCAGACAUAGAAAACCAUCCCAAUGAUAAGGCUGAAAAAUCUUCAGCACUGAAUUCAGAAGAGGAAACCCAGGAGCAUUCAACAGAGCAGGACAAAACCUACAGCUUUGAAGUGGACCUGAAGGAUGAGGAGGAUGGGGAUUUAAGUGUAGAUCCAAUGGAAGGAGUGCUGGAUCUACAAGAAGGUACAAGUAAGCCUCAACAGAAAAGUCUCCUGGAGAACGCUGACUUCUCUGCUCCUGUCCCCACUUCCCUUGUGGAUUUUAACCAACGUGCAAAUGUCACAAAGGGACAGGAGCAACCUGUAAGUAACUCACACCAGCAACCGAACAGCAAGCAGACCCAAGACUUAAUGGACGAAGACAGUCAGACACAAGAUCCAGGCAUUCCCAAUGAAGGAGAGGAAGAAGAGGAAGAGCUAGAAGAUAUUGGUGCCCCCAGUGAUAACCAAGAGGAGGGAAAAGAACCUCCCGAGGAGCAGCCUACCAGCAAGUGGGAAGGAAAUGGAGACCAAGCUGAUGACACCUUAGAAGAGUCCAGACAACCAACUCAGAUAAACAAGACACAGAAGAAUCAGUUUGAGCAAGGAAAUCAAGGACAAGAGAGUGACUCUAAUGCAGAAGGGGAGGAGAGCAAGGAACACGUUCCUCAUACAGAGUGGCAGGGCCAAGAAGAGAAAGCUGUCCUUGAAGCUAUUGACAACCAGAAGGAUCCAGAUGAAAAGACACUUUCCACAGAACCUAGCGAUGCUGCCACGGUGCCUAGGAAUCACGGAGCCAGUGAUAACAGGGGCGGUGAUGAUUCUAAGCAUGGUGCAAGCGAUGACUAUCUCAUCCCCAGCCAGGAAUUCCUAGAGGCUGAAAGAAUGCAUUCCCUCUCCUAUUACCUCAAAUACAGUGAGGAGACAAUAGGCGAGAGUGAGAACCGGAGUGAGGCUGGAGACAACCAAGGGGCCAAGAAAGCUGAGAGCUCACCAAAUGCUGAACCUUCAGAUGAGGGCAAUUCAGGGGGACACAGUGCUGAUUCUUGCAUGAACUUCCAAUGUAAAAGGGGACACAGUUGCAAAACUGAUCAACAAGGGAAACCCCACUGUGUUUGCCAAGAUCCAGAGACUUGUCCUCCUGCAAAAAUCCUCGAUCAAGCUUGUGGCACUGACAACCAGACCUACGCCAGCUCCUGUCACCUGUUUGCUACCAAGUGCAUGCUGGAAGGGACCAAAAAGGGACACCAACUGCAGUUGGAUUAUUUUGGAGCUUGCAAAUCUAUUCCUGCUUGUACGGACUUCGAAGUGGCUCAGUUUCCCCUGCGGAUGAGAGACUGGCUCAAAAACAUCCUCAUGCAGCUUUAUGAACCGAAUCCCAAACAUGGCGGCUAUCUGAAUGAGAAGCAAAGAAGCAAAGUCAAGAAAAUUUACCUGGAUGAGAAGAGACUCUUGGCUGGAGACCAUCCCAUUGAGCUUCUCUUGAGGGACUUUAAGAAAAACUACCACAUGUAUGUGUAUCCUGUGCACUGGCAGUUUAGUGAACUGGAUCAGCAUCCUGCGGACAGGAUUUUGACACAUUCUGAACUUGCUCCUCUGAGAGCUUCCCUGGUGCCCAUGGAACACUGCAUAACACGCUUCUUUGAGGAGUGUGACCCCAACAAGGAUAAGCACAUCACCUUGAAGGAAUGGGGCCACUGCUUUGGAAUUAAAGAAGAAGACAUAGAUGAAAACCUCCUCUUUUGAGUUAAGAUUUGAGAGAAUUGAAACUUUCCAUCUGCCUCGCCUGCUUUAACCGCUUCGGAAAUAUGAGCAGCCGUGCCACUCUUCAUUCAUAUGUAGCAAGACGUGUGUUUGCAUGUGAGACAAGACAGUGGGAGUAAUUGCUUCUUGUUGACAUAUAUAUAUUUGAGCCACGCACUUAACAUUAACUUAGGAAUAAAAGUUAAAAAUUAAGUAGAGUUGAUGUCUGUAAAAGACUGUCCUGUCUGAGGACAGUUACCCAUGGCAAUGUAACUCUGUGCAUCUGCAUUUAUAACUGAUAAUCAUAAACUAUUAAAAAAAAACAGUGUUCAUACUGUCCAUAACACCUUACACAUGCUAAGGAAGUGGGACACUGCUCCUUGAGAUUAACAUGCCUCAUUUUCAGUGUCUCGCUGUCCAAAUAAAAAGUCUAUAGAACCUCAAAUGUCUGCUCAAGAUUAUUUCCAGUUUUAAAACAAUCAAAUGUAAAAGACCAACCCAGGGCUUACGUUAGAGAAUAAAAUGGAACUCUGCUUGUUAACUACUGGAAAUAAAAAAAAAGUGUUUUUAAAGGAAA
Grammomys surdaster is the source of this 2789-nucleotide messenger RNA. It is a transcript of the gene Sparcl1, whose product is annotated as SPARC like 1. Gene Ontology annotation, molecular function: calcium ion binding; collagen binding; extracellular matrix binding. Gene Ontology annotation, biological process: signal transduction; anatomical structure development. NCBI's taxonomy places the organism in Eukaryota, Metazoa, Chordata, Mammalia, Rodentia, Muridae. The transcript has 11 exons. The coding region runs from base 338 to 2215 and encodes 625 amino acids. The record is from RefSeq and is a predicted model, not a curated record.